UAUUUCUAUUCAGUAGUUGAAUGGCUAUCGAAUGAGAUGUAGAUUUUCGAAAUAUUUUCAAAAAAUAAGUUUUUUUUAAUCAAUGCAACUUACUUCGGUCAUUUGUGCUACUUACACGUAACUUAUGUCAGUGUUAAGUUGUGAAAGUUAAGUUGCAGUGUUUCGUGUUAUUUAAAUGUCAAAAUUAAGGAUUUCACCGUUUGUUAAACAAUGUUUCGUGACCGCGACGGUAUGUCUCACCACCAUCGGCCACGGCUCCGUGGUGGGCUUCCCGGCGAUCCUGCUGCCUCAGCUGAAGGACCCUGACUCCAGCCUCAUCCUCAGCAAGGAGGAGGGCUCAUGGAUAGCGUCAGUGACAGCGAUCUCCCAGCUGCUGGGCAGCUUCACCACGCCGCCCAUCAUGGGCCGGCUGGGGCGGAAGGUGGCACACUUCGUCGUCAUCGCCAGCAUACUGCUCGGCUGGACUGUCAUAUUGCUCGCUAAGAGCAUGGAAGCAAUGGUGGUAGGCAGAAUCAUUCAUGGCAUGUCUUUUGGAUUGAUGCUGCCUCUACGCUCCGUACUCCUCGGGGAGUAUACCAGCCCAAAGAACAGAGGUGCAUUUCUCACGACAAUCUCCGUAGCCCAAGCCUUUGGGAUUCUGCUCGUCCACCUCGUAGGAUCUCUGGUUUCCUGGCAAAAGACCAUCCUGAUCCUUAUUGCCUUCCCACUGGCCAGUCUACUCAUGACUUUCUACACCCCUGAGUCUCCAAGCUGGCUCGCCGCAAGAGGGAGAUAUGAAGAAUGCAGGAAAGUCUUCCGAUGGCUCCGAGGUGACGGAGAAGAAGAGGAAUUAGAAGAAAUGAUUAGAGCUAGAUGCGAAUCGACAAGUACCCCGAUAUCUAACUGUAAGGAUCUCAUGGUGUUGUUGAAGAAGAAGGAGUUUUACAAGCCUAUAGUUAUUAUGAUACACAGUUACCUGAUGGGAGAGUUCUCAGGCGGUGCCCUCAUGUCCUGCUACUCCACAACAGUCAUCACUCUUCUGGCUGGUCCUGAAGUGGAUGCUCACGUGUGGAUGAUAGCUCUAGACACCCAGAGGAACAUUUCCAAUGCUAUAGCAGUAUUCGUAGUGCACAAAGUGAAGAGAAGAACAAUGUUCAUGGCGACGGGAGGUCUCUGCAUCGCCAGCAACAUCGCUAUAGCUUGCUAUGUGUACGCGAGAGUUCUCGGUGUGUUGACAUACACGGCAAUAUGGCUGCCAAUAUUACUCAUUAAUAUACAGUUCUUCACAGUAGCUGUGGGGAUGGUUUGCCUGCCUUAUGUCAUCGCUGGAGAGAUAUUCCCCUUGGAGUAUCGAAGUGUUGGCAGCAGUAUAAGCAUAGUUUCCAUAGCUUGUGGGUACUUUCUAGUCACGAAGUCUUUCCCUGCCAUGGUGGAUAGUAUAGGUCUGCAUGGUUCGUACGCGGUUUAUGCAGCCGCCAUGUCAUAUAACUUGUGUGUGGUCUGGUCCCUGUUACCUGAGACCAAAGGGAAGACCUUGCAGCAAAUAGAGGAGCACUUCAGAGGAAAGACGUUGGUUCCUGAGGAGAUAGAAGCCAGGCAACAUUUGAAAGAUAAGAAGACAGAUGUUGAGAAAACUCACACUGAUGUUUAGUGUACAAAUGAUUUAAUAUAAUUGUGAAACUGGACUGUCUGCGAUGUAGUAUAAAAUGUAAAUGACUAUUUGUGUUACACGAUGAGAAGUAAGUAGUUCCCAAGUUUAGUUACCUUCCAUGAAAAAACUGUUUGAAAUUCAAUAAUUCGAUGAAAGCUGCUAACCAGAAAACUAGAGAGCCUGUAACCUUUAAAACCUCCGUAAACAUAAUUUAAUUACAAAAGUGUUGUACAAACAACAUUAUUUUCUCAUAGAUAAUUCUAGAGAUCUUUAUUGUACAUUGAUAGCCUGUAAGGAUUAGAUUAGAUUAAGUUAAUAAAGUGAGGAUUUUGUACAUAAUAACAAAGUUAUUGAAUUAAUCGUACUUAUUAAUUCGUUUUAUAAUUAAUUUUGAUAAAUAAAUGUGAUAUUGCUAGAUACUUAAUGUAGCCACUCAAUUGUGAGAAACGUAGUUUUAUAAUUUUUAUCUUUUGUAAAUAAACAAAUAAGUAUUUUCUGA
Messenger RNA from Helicoverpa armigera (cotton bollworm), 2129 nucleotides. RefSeq names its product facilitated trehalose transporter Tret1. The record is from RefSeq and is a predicted model, not a curated record. Gene Ontology annotation, molecular function: transmembrane transporter activity. Gene Ontology annotation, cellular component: membrane. Bases 176 to 1630 code for a protein of 484 amino acids. NCBI's taxonomy places the organism in Eukaryota, Metazoa, Arthropoda, Insecta, Lepidoptera, Noctuidae. The transcript is spliced from 4 exons. Gene Ontology annotation, biological process: transmembrane transport.